AUGCCUCCCAAACGCUCGACUCGCUCACGAUUAAAGGACUAUCUUGCUCGCAAGCAGCCGAAUACUCUCAACAGCCCUAUACUCAUCGACUCUGAGCUGAUGGAGUACGCGACCUUGGAAGCUCGCCUGGCUUCUUUUGCGCCUCCCACGAAGCGAUCGAAAGCAGGAUGGCCUCACAAAUCUCCAUCACCGCAGGACCUGGCCAGAGUUGGAUUUUACUACAAGCCAACAGCAAGCAAAGAUAAUUGUAAAUGCUUCAUGUGUGAUCGCCAGCUCGAUGGAUGGGAGGAGGACGAUGACCCGUUGCACGAACACCUCAAGCAUGGCUCUGACUGCGCGUGGGCAUUGCUCAUGUCUAUCGACCAAGAAACCGCGUUUGACACGUCCGACAUGGAGGACCCGACCUCCGAGCAUAUAGCUGAUGCGCGAAGAUAUACUUUCGAAGCAAUGGGCUGGCCCCAUGAAGGAAAAAAAGGUUGGGUAUGCAAAAUUGAGAAGAUGGUUGAAGCUGGUUGGCAUUUUGCGCCUAAUGUCGAAUGCGAAGAUUACGCCAGCUGCGUUUAUUGCAAGCUCUCCCUAGAUGGAUGGGAGCCGAAAGACAAUCCUUUUGAAGAACAUUAUCGACGAAACCCAGAUUGCCCGUUUUUCUUCUUCGCAGGCACGACCGCGCCUUCCAAGAGAUCCAAGGCGAAGAAGGGAAGAGCUUCCAGAAGUUCGAAGACUUCGAGAAUUUCUACCCAAUCUAACACAACAGUGCUUACGCAAGCUGACGAAAGCACUGGUAUCAUUGAAAUACAUGGUGUUGAUACUACUUUGGAGGACGCUGUCGAGGACACCAUUGCCUCAAUACAAUCAACCAUGUCUACAACUGCUACCAAGACGAAAAGGAAAGCUCCCGUCCGUGCUAAGGCCACGGUAUCGAAGAAGGCCAAAACUACUAGGAGUAAGAAGAAAGAAGAGGAACUGGAGUCGCAGCCUGUUACUCAAGAAGCGCUGCAGGAGAGACAAGAGAUUGCGCAGGAGAAUCCCAAGCCUAAGAGAUCGCGGACCAAGAACAAGCAGCCGACGCCAGAACCUGAACUAGAGAUAGAACCCGAGCCACAACCGACGUACUACGAAGAAGUGACCAUAGAUGAAAAGCCCAGCCGCGGAAAGUCAGAACCCAAGGAACGACGACGGAUAUCGAGAGCCGAGUCAAAACCCGAACCUUCACUUACAGAGAUCGACCCUGCAGACGAACUCGAGCCUGAGCCGGACAUUGUAGCAGAAGAAAAACAGUUUUUACAUGCCGAGCCUCAGCAGCAGGAAGAGGAGCCUUCUUACCCUGUUCUUCCACAAGAGACACCAGAUGAGGACUACCAAGAUGCUGAAGAAGAGCCUCAUGUCAAUGAAGGUGAUGUUGCUACACCACAGCCGGAAACGGGUCCGCCACAUAGGGAAACCACACCCAUCCCAGUCAAACAAAUUAGUCCCCUAAAAGAGGCUACGAACCCACCUCGUUCUGUCGUCCCGCUGGCUCAGGUCGAAGAGUACCAGGAAAGGCGUCGAUCGUCCAGAACGUCGAAACCAUCGCAUCGUGUAUCCAAAGGUAAAGAGGCACAAACGAAGCAGGCGCCAAUGUCACGUUCGCCCUCGCAACCGUCUGACAUGGAAAACCGUCCACCUGGUGCCUUUCCAGAAGAGGUGAGAUCCCCUUUAUCAUCGCCUGGUAUGCCACCACCACAAUGGACGCCUGUGGACAUUGAGACAGUGCUUCGGCAAGACUCCGGCGAGGACAACGGUCUUUUUGAAGGGGCAUUGAACGGAAGUUUGUCGGAAGCUGAAAAGAACAUGACUGUGCAAGAAUGGAUCGAGAAUAUUGCUAGUCAAGCAGAAUCCAAACUCAGUGCUGAAGGCGAGAGAGUCGUCAGCAUUUUUGAAAGGGAAGUUGAUGCGAUGGAAGUCUUCUUGCCGCGAAAACGGCGUAAGAUCGCAGUCGAGGCCAAUAAAGCCGUUCACGUCGCUGUGCAGCAGGACGAGGAACAAAGCAUAGAUGAGAAGUUGGCGAUACUAUCGUCAAUUUUCGAAACAACAUCGCCCGCAACACUACUGGCAGCACUGUUAGAUUGUGACGGCGAGGUCGAAAGAGCGACAGAGCUUCUACUGAACACGAAUUCAUCACUUUCUCAGCAACGAAAGACGUCUACUCACCAAGGCAUUCAAUCGUCACUGAACUUUGCAAAGUCAGCUUCCCAACGCAAUAUUGCCAAUCAAAAUACCUCGGAGAGUGCUCCGAAUACAAGACCGCUGACCAGAAAGGGAAAGACAGUUGUCCUGUACGAACCAAGUGAAAUUGCAAAGUACACCCCAUGCUCCAUCAUCCAUAACUUUCUACCAUCAGAUCUGGCAAACGACCUUCUUCGAGAGCUCUUACCCGAAACAGAAAGCUUCACCUCCGCAACAUUCCGCCUCUUCGACAACGUAGUCAAAAGCCCACAUACCGCCUCGUUCUACGUCGACAACAUUGCAGAAGCGGAAGCACAGAAAUCAGCAUAUCUCUACAAUGGCAGCACUCUUGACGAUGUGCGAGAGAUCAUGCCUGUUAUGCGGCAGGUCAGCAAGCCAGUAGAAGAGGCUAUUAAUGCUGAGAUCGGGAAACGUGUUCGAGACCAUUAUCCUGGUGGAAAGAAGCUGAAAUAUCAGCCGCCGCUGGGACAGUGGAAGCCCAAUGCUGCAUUUGUGAAUUGUUAUGAUGGAGGGAGUCAAAGUGUAGGAUGGCAUACCGAUCAAUUAACGUAUCUCGGUCCUCAUGCUGUUAUUGGCUCUCUGUCGUUGGGUGUGCAGAGAGAGUUUCGUAUUCGGAGAAUCGUGCCAACUCCUGAUACUGACGGACUCAGUCCGGCAGAGGCUGAAAAGCUAAAAGAGGAAGCAGCGGAUCUUCAGGGUCAGAUUUCUCUGCCUCUACCACACAAUAGCCUGUUAGUAAUGCAUGCGGAGAUGCAAGAAGGCUGGAAGCACAGUAUCAGUUCUGUCAGUAUUAGUAAGAGUAUUGUACCACAUCCUAUUGCUCGGAACAAGAGAGUCAAUAUCACGUAUCGCUGGUAUAGGCCGGAGUUCGAGCCGAAGUAUACACCACGAUGUAGGUGCAAAGUCAAGGUAAGGAAGAAGAACGAGAAUGGUAACGAGGUAGAGAUCGAAGAACGUAUUCCGACCGUCUUGAAAAGCGUUAUGAGACGCAAAGAGACACUUGGGAAGUAUGUUUGGAUGUGUCAGACACAAGGACGUGUGGAUAUGGACAUCAUAAACGAGAAGGGCUCUAACCAUGACGGUAAAGGUUGUGGGUAUUUUGAGUGGGCUGAAUUCGAUGAGGAUGGCGUGCCUCUAUCGAGCAAUGGAGGGUCAAAUUGA
Messenger RNA from Lithohypha guttulata, 3387 nucleotides. RefSeq lists its product as uncharacterized. Gene Ontology annotation, biological process: DNA repair; DNA alkylation repair. Lineage: Eukaryota; Fungi; Ascomycota; Eurotiomycetes; Chaetothyriales; Trichomeriaceae. Gene Ontology annotation, molecular function: dioxygenase activity. The transcript is spliced from 2 exons. The coding region runs from base 1 to 3387 and encodes 1128 amino acids. Gene Ontology annotation, cellular component: nucleus. The record is from RefSeq and is a predicted model, not a curated record.